Molecule: messenger RNA, 306 nt
Organism: Pieris napi
Lineage: Eukaryota; Metazoa; Arthropoda; Insecta; Lepidoptera; Pieridae
Gene: ghi
Exons: 2
Coding region: 3-221 (72 amino acids)
Source: RefSeq, a predicted model, not a curated record
AAAUGGAUUUAAUCAAAAGUGCCCGAGAAUUUAUAAGCCACUGGUAUUUAAGGUAUAUACUGUCGAUUGAGCUGUAUAUGGUGGAGCCAUGGGAAAGGCUUGUAAUACAUGUAAUAUUUGCCAUAUUUUUUGGCUUAUUUUGGUAUUUCAACUACUCAGUAAUUGUUUAUGCAAUUGCUCAUAUAAGAGAUUGUCCAAGCCAUGCCUAUGAAAUGCUGUAACUAAGGAAUGAUGGUAUUGUGAAGAAAUAAUAUUUUGUUGUAAUAUUGUUGAUAUAUUUUGUUAAAUAAAUAUUGUCUUAUUUCA